AUGUCCUCCUCCUUCUCUUGUUGCUUUUGUCCUUCUCAUACUUCCGACGACCCUCCUCCUCCUCCUCCUUCCCUCUCGCCCACUAAUCCCAACGUCACCACCUAUUUGUAUCACACCCACCUCGGCUUCGUUUCCCUCACUUGGUCUCGCUCUGUUCUGGGUCGUUCCCUUCAUCUUCAGCUCCAUUACCACCUCCCCCAUCUUCAUUCUCCUCCUCCUCCUUCUUCUGCUUCUGCUUCUUUUCACCUCCACAUCAAGCCCUUCCUCUGCUGCCAAAAGCGCGGGGUCAAGAAGAUCUACCCCAACACCCGCAUCUUUUGGAAUGUUUCCAAAGCCAGAUUUGGGGCCGGACCUGAACCUCUCUCUGGUUUCUAUGUCGCCGUCGUUGUCGACAAGAACGUGGUCCUUCUGGUUGGCGAUGGCGUGAAGGAAGCUUAUUCGAGGACCCGAGCAAGCGAGCCCUUGACCCCUCAGAUUCUUGUUCUGAAAAGGGAGCAUGUGGUUGCCAAUAAGGUUUAUUCCACGAAGGCCAAAUUCGGAGGCAGAAUGAGAGACAUAGAGAUCGAUUGCGCUUCCGGAGACGACUCCAGGCUCUGCUUCAGCAUCGAUGGCAAAAGGGUGCUGCAGAUUAAGCGUUUGAAAUGGAAAUUUAGAGGGAAUGAGAAAGUGGAAGUGGAUGGGGUUCCCAUUCAAAUCUCCUGGGACGUCUACAACUGGCUGUUCGAGAAAGAGAGCGGCGAUGGGCAUGCGAUUUUCAUGUUCAAAUUUGAAGAAGAAGAUGAUGAUGAAGAAGCAGGAGGCAAGGAAACUGGGGAGAAGAGCUUGACGACUUUGUGGACGCAGCAGCAAAACUUGAGCGGAUCCAAUGAAUUGGGGAAGAGCUUUUCAUCAUCGUCAGUGUCAAUGUCGUCGUCGGCGAGGUCCUUGGGUGCCAACUCCUCUGUGCUGGAAUGGUCGAGCCUGGAGGAGAAUGAAUUGGUGGUUCCUGUUGGCUUUUCUUUGCUCAUUUAUGCCUGGAAAAGUUGA
Neltuma alba is the source of this 1026-nucleotide messenger RNA. RefSeq lists its product as uncharacterized. The coding region runs from base 1 to 1026 and encodes 341 amino acids. The record is from RefSeq and is a predicted model, not a curated record. NCBI's taxonomy places the organism in Eukaryota, Viridiplantae, Streptophyta, Magnoliopsida, Fabales, Fabaceae. The transcript has a single exon.